AAUAAUAAUAAUAAUAAUAAUAAUAAUAAUAAUAAUAAUAAUAAUAAUAAUAAUAAUAAUAAUAAUAAUAAUAAUAAUAAUAAUAAUAAUAAUAAUAAUAAUAAUAAUAAUAAUAAUAAUAAUAAUAAUAAUAAUAAUAAUAAUAAUAAUAAUAAUAAUAAUAAUAAUAAUAAUAAUAAUAAUAAUAAUAAUAAUAAUAAUAAUAAUAAUAAUAAUAAUAAUAAUAAUAAUAAUAAUAAUAAUAAUACUAAUAAUAAUAAUAAUAAUAAUAAUAAUAAUAAUAAUAAUAAUAAUAAUAAUAAUAAUAAUAAUAAUAAUAAUAAUAAUAAUAAUAAUAAUAAUAAUAAUAAUAAUAAUAAUAAUAAUAAUAAUAAUAAUAAUAAUAAUAAUAAUAAUAAUAAUAAUAAUAAUAAUAAUAAUAAUAAUAAUAAUAAUAAUAAUAAUAAUAAUAAUAAUAAUAAUAAUAAUAAUAAUAAUAAUAAUAAUAAUAAUAAUAAUAAUAAUAAUAAUAAU
Messenger RNA from Calliphora vicina (urban bluebottle blowfly), 513 nucleotides. RefSeq lists its product as uncharacterized. The annotation marks the transcript as partial. The record is from RefSeq and is a predicted model, not a curated record. The transcript has a single exon. Lineage: Eukaryota; Metazoa; Arthropoda; Insecta; Diptera; Calliphoridae.